Messenger RNA from Amoebophrya sp. A25, 446 nucleotides. The record is from the annotation of a GenBank genome assembly. NCBI's taxonomy places the organism in Eukaryota, Dinophyceae, Syndiniales, Amoebophryaceae.
AUGAAGCGCUUCGAGUCUCUACCGCAAGGGGUUCUACUACGAGACCGCUUGCAGAGUGACGUCCUCUCUUUUGCGGGGAUGCAUUUGGAGCGAGCUCUAGUCCGUCUCCUUGAUAAUUGUAGCGCAGGAGCCGAUCGAGGUUUAGCAAAUCAUUUGCUCGCAUCUUCUAUUUUUAAGCAGGGUUGUUGAAAUAUUUCAUUUUAAGUAUUUACAUGCUGAUGCUCUCCUCCCUGGUUAAGAUUUAGAAAAUUUCUCUUGAAAAAUGAAAUGUUUCAACCUUUAAUUCUACAACUACUGGCACUGAAAGCGCGGAGAACGGCGCUUCGGCUUCCUCCUUAGAAGUGAUUAGAGUCACUGUCACAAAAGCGCUGGCUUUACUCACGGCUUAUAGCCAGAAACGCGUGAGCAUUUUUGGGCACGAGUCUACAGUGCGAGCCUUGACGUCC